AUGGAAUCCGCUAGUUUUGAUAGUAUUACGUGGUCUGAUUUCGAAUGGAUAAAUAAACCUAAAAAGUGGGAUUUAGUUGAUAAUAAUCUAGAAGUGGCAACAGAUUUUAAGUCAGAUUUUUGGCAAGACACUUAUUAUAAAUUUAAAUUAAAUACAGGACAUGUAUAUGGCGUGAAUAUCAAAGAUAACUUUACAAUCCAGGUAUGUGUGGAGGCCGAUUUCACAACGUUGUACGACCAAGCUGGAGUCAUGAUAUAUUUAGAUGAGAAGCAUUGGCUUAAAGCAGGUAUUGAAUACAACGAUGGACAACCUAUGAUUGGCAGUGUACUAACUAAUGAAGUGUCAGAUUGGGCAACAGGUACAUUCACAGGAAAUUCCCACAAAUUCUGGAUACGACUGUCAAGAGUAGACCAAGUUCUUUGUGUUAAAUAUUCACCGGAUAAAUCUACUUGGUACUUAUUACGACUCUGCCCGUUUCCUGCUGCUGAGAAUCAUUUUGUCGGUGUAAUGUGCUGUUCACCACAACGAGAGGGUUUGAGGGUUAAGUUUAGUGAUGUUACAUUUACGACACCUGUUAAAGAUAUACUUCAUUCUGACUAG
Parnassius mnemosyne (clouded apollo) is the source of this 600-nucleotide messenger RNA. The record is from the annotation of a GenBank genome assembly. NCBI's taxonomy places the organism in Eukaryota, Metazoa, Arthropoda, Insecta, Lepidoptera, Papilionidae.